Trichophyton rubrum CBS 118892 is the source of this 549-nucleotide messenger RNA. RefSeq lists its product as uncharacterized. Lineage: Eukaryota; Fungi; Ascomycota; Eurotiomycetes; Onygenales; Arthrodermataceae. The transcript has a single exon. Bases 1 to 549 code for a protein of 182 amino acids. The record is from RefSeq and is a predicted model, not a curated record.
AUGGCCGAAACAAGAAAAGGAAAACCUCGAAUUACCAAAAUCAAGGGAGAAAGCAACAGGAUAACGAAAUACAAAACUGCAAAAUCCAAACUUUCAAGGUUUAGACAAUUCCAGGAACGACGAUCCAAAUCCAAGCAAAUCGAACAUAAAGAUGAGCGGCGUCGUCAAGAGGCCGCAUCCAAAGAUACGAAAGUAACUGACACAAGCACAUACAACACUGAGAAUGUCUGCGUCAAGCCUCCUACGCCUACACCGUCGACGCCCAAAAACGUUGAGCCCGAGAGGGAAAGUCCCGAGCCUCCCUUACAAUACAUCCAGCCUAAUAAGAUAUUGCCGUAUCUCACGAAAAACAAAGGGUUCCGUAUUGACCCAAGGACGGGGUGCACCUGUGGAUGGUACGUCUUCCAGUCGGCAAUCUGCACCCACGAAUACAAUCGAUACCGACAUUGUUGUAGAGAUAAAAUGACCAAGUCAUGUUUGGAUGUUUUUUGCAAAUCGCCAGCUCGACAGAUUUUUAUCGACGAGGUUAAGAUCCCACGUCUAUGUUAA